Molecule: messenger RNA, 2951 nt
Organism: Drosophila elegans
Lineage: Eukaryota; Metazoa; Arthropoda; Insecta; Diptera; Drosophilidae
Exons: 4
Coding region: 205-2889 (894 amino acids)
Molecular function (GO): oxidoreductase activity
Source: RefSeq, a predicted model, not a curated record
AUAAUCAGUUACUUUGACAACACAACAUACUUUUAAAUCCAAAAAAACCCAAAAAAAAAACACUUUGAAUCACAGAAGUUUUAUUUCCAUAUCAUGCUAUAAAAUUUAGUUAGAUUAUAAUGCUGUUGCCCUUAAUGAACUUUCAGUCUGCUGAAGACAUCGCCAAUCCGAAUGUCACGAUUCUAAAACGCCAGAUCGCGGAGGAUGGCACUAAGACACAGGCACUGCUGCUCCAAGCGUUCCGUUUCGAGUUGUUCGAUGACACCAAUGCGUACCCGCUCCUCCAAGAUCAACUCCAUCGACAGCCUGGAGGCAGGAGUUCCUAAAGCAAGCCCAGGAUCCCCUGGAAACCAUGAUCCCCCCAUGAAACACAAAAAAACAAAAGGGUUCCUUUCAUUUUUGUUUGGAAAACGAUUCCGAAAGGUCAAGAAUCAGGAUCAGGUAAAAAGCAACCACUUAUUUUUAGGGAAACAGGAUAUCAGGAAGCUAAUCCGCUUGUACUGCAAGUGUGAGAACUUGUACAACCCAAAAAACGCAUACUACGGCAACAAAGAGGUCGAUGAGGAUUGCUAUUGCUAUAUGGCGAGGUCGUUUCCAGGAAAGACCAGCUCGGAACUGAGAUCCUGUCUUGAGGAGCUGAGAAAUCUCUUCGAGAAGGAGUAUACUAUUAUCGAAAGGAGACGUCGGCAAUUCGGAGAAGUUGUGACGCCUUCGAUUCGCUACUACAAGGAGUUCCUUUUCUUGGUCCCUCAUCUCCGCACUGACAAGGAUUUUCUUGGCAGUGAACCCAUCUUGCUGACGGCCGGAAAACUUUCUUCUACGGAUCUGAAAAACCAAACGGUCGCUACCGAGAUAUUGUCUCAUAAACUGAACAAUUUUACAAGUUUUCCUUUAGCUGCGUUUCCCGGCCACCUGUCCAUCUUCCACAAGAGCAAGAAAAGCAAUACGAAAGAAGCACAAGAUAUUCAGAAGGUUGAUCCAAAGAAAGCGGAGGUUACUGAGCAGAAAGAUCAGGAGAACGACGAACUGGAGAAAGAAUCAAAAAGUGAGCAAGAGGAGGAUCAGAAGAAUGAAAAAUCUAGUGAUCAGGAGCAGAAGGACAUACAAAGAACCAGUGAGCAAGAGGAUUUGGAAAAGGAAAAAAUCAGCGAGCAAGAAGAGGAUCAGCAGCAGCAGCAGGUGACCUUUCCACCUUCCUUGGAACAUGAGUCCAUAAAUACCACCCAAAACAGAUCCAUUUCCAAGGUGUCCACACAAUCUUCGUUCUAUGCCAAUGAGCGAGAUCUGAAAACCACCGGGUUCAGUUGCUGCUGCCAAACAGAAAGAUCGACAGAGGGUCAGGAACCUAGACCAGAGUCCUCCCAAAAGCACGUAGCCUGUCCCUGGCUACCGGAAAAUACGCCUUGUGUGCCAAAAUGUAAGGAAAGAGAAACCUGCUCCCGCCUAUCGGAAAACUUGCCCCAAAUACCCAAAUGUCGGGAAAUAGAACCUGAAUCUAAUCAAAAACCCGUUCCCUGCCCUUGGCAAUCGGAAAAGUUGGGUUGUGUGCCCGGAUGCCUGGUAGAAGCCCCCGAAUCCUCUCCCCAACCACCUAUCUCCGACGAAAAUAAACUUUUUGAUCAAUCCGAAAAGGACCAACAAUUGCGGAUGCUUUGUGAUAUGAUCCGUACCGAACUAGCCACUGCCCCAGAAUUCAUAUACCAAGACGUCAAGUGGCGGAUAAUAGAGAUUUUGAGGGAGGUUCACAAAAGGCAGUUGGCUACCCAGAAAACCAGGCUUCAGAAUAGACCACGUCGACCAAUGCCGCCCCAAAAACGCCCCUCUCGAGAUUCGGAGAAAUCGGAUAAAAAGUCCCAGGAAAAAGGCAUCUCGAGGAUCUGCGACCAUCUCAAGUGCAGUCACUGUCCCUACUGCUGCCGGCACAACAGCACAGUAACACAUUGGAGCGCCAUGGAGGUGGACGAACUGAUCAGCAACUCUAAGCUGCUCAAACACUGGCCAAGUUUUCUUAUUGGCCUGGCUCUGAUUUGGAUCCUCAAAGAUGCUUUCUACAAAUGGAAUCGAGGACCCCAGAGAUAUACCCUGGAGAACCGAGAGGAAGACGAAGAUGAAGAUUUGGAAGAUCUGGAAGAUGAGCUGCAGAGACCCCAGAGAUAUACCCUGGAGAACCGAGAGGAAGACGAGGACGAAGAUUUGGAAGAUCUGGAGGAUGAGCUACAGCCUGCUUUGGAGGAAAAGCCCCAUGUGCCGUACGUGCCUGGCAAGAAUCUCAAUUCAAAUGGUGCGGAACUCUUCUAUGAACUUAUGAGAGGGCGUCGUAGCAUUCGCUCCUUUAAAAGCCAUCCAAAACCAGAUAUCAGCAUUAUAGAGAACUGCAUUCGGGCAGCGGGAACCGCUCCAAGUGGUGCUCAUACAGAACCUUGGACAUUCUGCGUCGUGGAGAACCCAAAAAUAAAACAAUCCAUCAAAGAAAUUGUGGAGCAGGAGGAGCUUAUUAACUAUAGCCAGCGAAUGCAUCCACAGUGGGUCACAGAUCUUCGACCCCUGCAAACCAAUCAUGUUAAGGACUACCUCACAGAUGCCCCGUACCUCAUCCUGAUCUUCAAGCAGAUCUAUGGGUCAUCGGAGAACGGAAGGCGGAAGAGACACUAUUACAACGAGAUAUCUACUUCGAUUUCGGCUGGUAUCCUUUUGGGCGCUCUUCAAGCUGCAGGACUUUCGUCCCUGGUCACAACUCCUUUGAACUGCGGCCCUGCCUUGAGAUCCCUGCUCAAGCGUCCCAUAAAUGAAAAACUUCUAAUCCUUCUGCCGGUGGGUUAUCCAAAAGACGACUGCACAGUGCCAGAUUUGAAAAGAAAGAAUUUGUCGGACAUAAUGGUUACAUUUUAGAUAUAAUAACGAUUUUGAUCUUGACCUUAAAUUAACAAUAAAAACAAAUAAAUUGGUAUUUA